AUGAACUGCCCCUCGCGAACCGAUGACACUCUGGAUCAUCCAGGUUGGAAUCAAAAUCCGUCCGACUUGAAUGCAGACGUAACCACUCGCAACGACUUCAACGGUAUUGCCAAUUCCAGAGUGCAUAGGGAGCAUGCAUCAGGUGCGGGAGCAGCAAUGGGGGAAAGCAUUGGGACUGUAGAGCCUCAACUACAUGGUCGGGAUCGAAACGAUACCGAGUCCGAGAAGAAGAUGCCUGGCGAAGUGGUCUCUGCAGCCUCUGGGUAUCAAACACCCGAGAGGAACAGUAGAUCACCUCGCCACUCCUUUAAAACUCCUAUCAAAUCAUCUUUUCUUCGUAUGGCGCAGAGUAUCGUGAAAUUUGCUCGCUUUGUGGGCCCCGGAUUCUUGAUCGCCGUAGCUUACAUUGACCCGGGAAAUUAUGCGACUGAUGUCGCCGCCGGUGCAGAAUAUCGAUAUGCUCUCUUGUUCAUCGUUCUCGUUUCCAAUCUCUUUGCCAUAUUCCUGCAAUCUCUAUGCAUCAAGCUUGGUACGGUAACUGGUUUAAAUCUAGCAGAAAACUGCAGAGAGCACCUUCCUCGAUGGCUAGUAUAUAUCCUCUACUUUCUCUCGGAGGCAGCCAUAGUUGCAACAGAUAUUGCAGAGGUCGUUGGUUCAGCAAUUGCACUCAACCUCCUUUUGAAAAUCCCUUUGGUGGCUGGAUGUGCGAUUACGCUUGCCGAUGUGCUUUUCAUUCUCAUCUUCUACAAACCUGACGGCAGUAUGCUGGGUUUACGUUUGUUUGAAUUUUUCGUCAUGGGUUUGGUGUUAGGAGUUGUUGUUUGCUUCUGCAUACAACUCUCACUCAUCAGGGACCAGUCAGUCGGGGAUGUAUUCAGGGGUUACUUGCCAUCAUCUGCUAUAGUAGAGUCUACGGGCUGUGGAAUCCUCGGCGCCACAGUUAUGCCUCAUUCGAUGUUUCUCGGCAGUGGUGUUGUCCAGUCGCGCCUGAAAGAAUUUGAUGUAACUGAAGGCUACGUCGACCCGUCCGUUUGUUUAGGAAGCACCAACGGGGAGGUUGAAUACAGGCCUUCUCUUCAUGCUAUCCGAGGGUGCUUGAAGUAUUCCAUCAUAGAACUUGCGGUGUCGCUUUUCACCUUUGCUCUUUUUGUGAACAGUUCUAUCUUGAUCGUCGCAGGCGCUGCGCUCUACGGAAACCCGGAUGUUGGCGAAGCUGAUCUCUGGGGUAUCCACGACUUGCUUUCUACUUCUAUUGCUCCAGCUGCCGGCCUGAUUUUUGGAUUGGCCCUGCUUCUCUCUGGAAUAUCCGCCGGAAUUGUGUGCACGAUGGCAGGACAGAUGGUGAGUGAGGGUAUGUUGAAUUGGAGCAUUAGACCCUGGCUCCGCAGAUUGAUCACUCGAUCCGUCAGCAUAAUCCCCAGUAUCGUUGUUGCAGGCGCCGUUGGCAGGAAAGGCCUGGAUAAAACCCUUACUGCUAGUCAAGUGGUGUUGAGUGUGAUUCUCCCUUUCGUGAGCGCCCCAUUGAUCUACUUUACCUGCCGCAACCGAUACAUGACCGUUCCAUCCGAUCGGAUUAGGCACGGCGAAGACCAGACCCAAACCGAAGGGGUGAAGAUGAAAAACAAUCUCAUUACCACUGUGGUGGCAAUCGUGAUAUGGUUGAUUAUUGCUGUCAUGAAUGUGGCUUUGCUUGUCUUAGUUGGUCUCGGCAAAGCCUAA
This is a messenger RNA of Aspergillus bombycis, 1719 nucleotides long. Its product is annotated as NRAMP family metal ion transporter. Gene Ontology annotation, biological process: iron ion transport; intracellular manganese ion homeostasis. The transcript is spliced from 3 exons. Gene Ontology annotation, cellular component: membrane. Gene Ontology annotation, molecular function: cadmium ion transmembrane transporter activity; manganese ion transmembrane transporter activity. The record is from RefSeq and is a predicted model, not a curated record. NCBI's taxonomy places the organism in Eukaryota, Fungi, Ascomycota, Eurotiomycetes, Eurotiales, Aspergillaceae. Bases 1 to 1719 code for a protein of 572 amino acids.